AUGGUGGAUGAGACCCUUGGCCGAUCAAGUAUCUUAAAGAACGUUCUUCAAGUACGUAGUCCCACUUCAAGCUAUCCUUCUGGAGAUCUUCUUAGUUUGAGCAAGAUCUUGGCAGAGAAAACCAGGAAGCUAGCUGCUCGAAUGUUCUUCGAGACACUGGUAUUGAAGUCUACAGCGAUAUCGCUCUGA
Molecule: messenger RNA, 189 nt
Organism: Arabis nemorensis
Lineage: Eukaryota; Viridiplantae; Streptophyta; Magnoliopsida; Brassicales; Brassicaceae
Source: the annotation of a GenBank genome assembly